AAAGCAGGUGUUAUGAGGAAGGAGUGAAAGCAGAGAGGAAAGCAAAAGACAGUGAAGAAGUGUGUGAUAGAAAUGGCGUUGCUUUCCAAGGUAUCAUCCUCACUUCUACUAUCUCCCAAACGCACCAUCACCAACGCGUUUCUGCGUUCUCCUUCUCGUUCGUCCGCCACCACCGUCACAAAGAACAAGAACGCAAAAGCUGCGUUGGCCAAGGAGAAGCGCAGGACGCGUUCCGACAAGCAAUUCGCCCUAAAUGAGAUGACCACCAACUCCUCUCACAUUCCCGUCAUGCUCGCCGAGGUCCUCGACGUCUUCUCCGCCGCCCCCCUAACCUCCUUCGUCGACUGCACCCUCGGCGCCGCCGCCCACUCUGCCGCCGUCAUUAGGGCCCAUCCCGAGUUGAGCUUUUUCCUCGGAAUGGACGUCGACUCUGCCGCGCACCACCUCGCGCAGCCUCGCCUCGACGCCGUUUUAAGCGGCGCUGAGGUCAAAGCGGUCACCGUUUUGAGGAAUUUCAGACAUGUCAAGUCUGUGUUGAGAGAAAGCGGUGAGAUGCAAUUGGGGGUUGAUGGCAUCUUAAUGGACUUGGGAAUGUCCUCUAUGCAGGUGGACGAUCCUGCAAGAGGAUUCAGUGUGCUCAAUGAUGGACCCCUUGAUAUGCGGAUGGAUCCUCAGGCAAGUCUUAAAGCAGAAGACAUAUUAAAUUCCUGGCCAGAUUCUGAAGUGGGACGCAUCCUAAGGGAGUAUGGGGAAGAAAGUAAUUGGCGAACUCUGCAAAAGAAAAUUGUUGAUGCCCGGUUACAUGGCGGGUUGCAUUCGACAAGUGACUUGCUAGAUCUCGUUCGGCGUGUUACACCUCCAAUGAGAGGUGGAAGGCAAGGUUGGAUAAAGACAGCAACGCGGGUGUUUCAAGCUCUGAGAAUCGCUGUUAAUGAUGAACUGAAGACACUUGAGGAUUCCCUCUAUUCUUGUUUUGAUUGCCUUGCACCUGGGGGUAGGCUUGCUGUCAUAUCUUUUCAUAGUCUAGAGGACAGAAUUGUGAAGCAGACAUUUCUUGAUAUCAUUAAAGGGAGCGAAGAUGUGGACGGAAGGGAUUUGAAGAAGACUAGUGAUGAAAUCAAAGAAAAAGAAACAUGGAUAAAACAAGUAAUACAUGGAUCAAAUGGAAUAAUUCUCACAAAAAGACCAAUCACGCCGUCAGGAGAAGAAGAAAAACUGAACCGCAGAAGUAGAAGUGCAAAGCUUAGAGUUAUUCAGAAGCAUUGAAGUUAAAACAUGACAAUUGUUGUCUGGUGUAGAGCCCCUAGAAAUAUUUGUAUUCAGUCCUACAUUUCAACCUUUAGAGAAAAUAGUAUUCACAACUUUUCAUUAAAAGAAAAAAGAUCAAAGGCGAUCUGCACAUAGGUUGCAAAUUGCCUAAUGACUGUCUGUAUUUAUGAUUUCUAGCAAAUUAUUAACUAAAGAUUUAAAUUUAGUAA
Molecule: messenger RNA, 1478 nt
Organism: Cajanus cajan (pigeon pea)
Lineage: Eukaryota; Viridiplantae; Streptophyta; Magnoliopsida; Fabales; Fabaceae
Product: mraW methylase family protein
Biological process (GO): rRNA base methylation
Molecular function (GO): rRNA (cytosine-N4-)-methyltransferase activity
Source: RefSeq, a predicted model, not a curated record